CUGGAACUUUACCCAGCAUCCUCUUCGCGCUCAACAUGGAGGAACUGACGGUGGAGGUCCGUGGCUCCAAUGGAGCUUAUUAUAAGGGCUUUGUCAGAGACGUUCACGAUGACUCGCUCUCCAUUUCGUUCGAGAAUAACUGGCAGCCAGAGAGACAAGUGCCCUUCAGCGAUGUUCGGUUACCGCCAUCCGCAGACACCAAGAAGGAGAUCGGGGAAGGAGAAGAGGUGGAGAUCUUCUCCAGGGCCAACGAGCAGGAGCCGUGUGGAUGGUGGCUGGCUAAAGUGCGCAUGAUGAAGGGCGACUUCUAUGUGAUUGAAUAUGCCGCCUGUGAUGCCACAUAUAACGAGAUUGUGACGUUUGAGCGUCUGCGUCCUGUGAACCGGAAUAAAGCGGUGACCGAGAGCACGUUCUUCAGGUGCAGCGUUCCUGUCCCGGAGGACCUCAGAGCUGCGUGUGAGAGUGAACAAGCCCACAAGGAGUUCAAGAAGGCAGUGGGAGCCAUUCGCAUCGUUUACAGCCCUGAGAAAAGUGAACUGGUUGUUCUGUCCCUGAGCGAAGCCACGGUGAAGCGCGUCUCUCUGCUGAGCGACAUUCAUUUACGCAGCAUCCGCACAAAACUCAUGCUCAUGUCCAGAAACCAGGAGGCCACCAAACAUCUGGAGAGCACAAAGCAGCUGGCGUCAGCAUUUCAGGAAGAGUUCACUGUGAGAGAAGACCUCAUGGGCCUCGCCAUCGGGAGCCACGGCAGUAACAUUCAGCAGGCCAGAAAAGUGCCCGGCGUGACCGCCAUCGAACUGGAGGAGGAGACGGGAACCUUCAGGAUCUAUGGAGAGAGCACAGAGGCCGUGCAGAAAGCAAGAAAUUAUCUGGAGUUUCUUGAAGAUUCAGUGCAGAUUCCUCGCAACCUUGUUGGUAAGGUUAUUGGAAAAAAUGGCAAGGUGAUCCAGGAGAUUGUGGAUAAAUCUGGUGUGGUGAGAGUGCGCAUCGAAGGGGACAAUGACAACAAACUCCCUCGACAAGAAGGAAUGGUGCCGUUUACAUUUGUUGGAACGAAGGAGAGCAUCAGCAACGUACAGGUGCUGCUGGAGUACCACAUCGCUUACCUGAACGAGGUGGAGCAGCUGCGUCUGGAGCGUUUGCAGAUUGAUGAGCAGCUCCGACAGAUUGGGAUGGGCUUCAGAUCCGUCCCAAACCGGCCUGCAGAUAAAGAGAAAGGCUUCGGCCCUGAUGAGAGCAGCAGUGGCUCCAUCCACACCCAGCGCUCCUACAGGGGCAGAGGCCGCAGGGGGCCAGCACACACCUCUGCUUACGGCACAAACUCUGAGCACUCCUACACCUCAGAAACAGACUCUGAGCGUAAAGCGGAGCUCAGCGACUGGUCUCUGGCAGCAGACGAGUCCGAGAGAAACCCUAGACCGCAGAGAGACAGCCGAAGGAGAGACCUGCGAGGGCGAGGAAGAGGAAGUAGAGGAAGAGGAGCCUCCAACUCCAUCAGCUCAGUGCUGAAGGAUCCGGACGGGAACCCGUAUAGUCUGCUGGACAACACUGAGACAGACCAGACGGCCGAUACUGAUGGCAGUGAGUCUCAGAUGAACACGAGCCGCCGCAGACGCUCUCGCCGUCGCCGCACCGAUGAGGACACCACAGUCAUGGAUGGCAUGAGCGAGUCUGACAACGCCUCACUCAGCGAGAACGGCCUCGAUGAAGCUGAAGCCAAAUCUCAGCGGCGCAAUCGCAGCCGCCGCCGCCGUUUCAGACCUGCUGAGGAGAGGCAGCCAGUUACUGUGGCCGAUUACAUAUCGCGAGCUGAGUCCCAGAGCCGACAGACAAACCCCAGAGACACGAGGAAGAGCAAGAAGGACAUGACUCGAGGAGACUUUAUAUCCGAGCACAGCGCUGCUGAAUCUGUGAGCAACGGCCCCAAUAACGCAGACGAACCGAGCGAAUCAGCCAAAGCCGUGGUCAACGGAGUCUCGUAAUCAUCUCCCAACUCAACACAACUCAUAACCUUGACCAUUCGACAACAGUGCUCGUACAAGCUUGCCAAAGAUAAGACGUACAGACUUCCACAUCCUCGAUUGCACUUUUCAGUUCCUCACAACUGAUGAAUACAACGGUUAUGACGAAAACGAAACGAGGAAAAACAAAACGAGUUACACCUUUGUAUGUUGUGCCUUCAGAGCGUAGUUUCAACAUGAUGUUGGCUGGCUAUAGAGAAAAACAAAACAAACACACACACAAAACGACAACUUGUCUGAACACACAAAGACUCCCAGACAUCCUUAGCUGCUUUUUGUUACGUUUUAAUAUGCAACCACUUCUUCACGAGGGGUUAUGGGGGGGGGAUGUUUUGCACUGAAUAGUCAUUUCUUGACCUUUAGAAUAAUGUUAGUCUGGAAACUGGUCUGCUAACUCUGUCCAUUUUAAAUGCUGUAUGUAAAGACGAUUGAAUUGGGGUUUCAUCCUUUUGCCUGUUGAGUUUUAACGGCGGCAACCGAGACCGUUUUGCUACAGGAGCCUUUUUUUCUGGUUUAUUUAUUUUAGGAAGAAGAAAAAUGUACAGUAUUUAAAAUUAACUACGCAGUUGUUUUUAACACUAAACUGCCUGGACGGCUCGGCACGCAGAUUGGACUACUGAAAGAGCGGAUUGUUUUCCAGAUGUUCGGUUGCGUAAACCGCGUUCGAUUUAGUCCUUUGGGGUUUUUUUUAAAGAUCAUUCUGGUUGUUUGAUGUGCAAUAUGUUUUGUAUGCAGGUAGUUCAUAAAGAAAUGAAUAAAUAAACAUUUGAUCUUCCA
This is a messenger RNA of Danio rerio (zebrafish), 2798 nucleotides long. RefSeq names its product FMR1 autosomal homolog 1 (gene fxr1). Gene Ontology annotation, cellular component: presynapse; cytoplasm; cytoplasmic ribonucleoprotein granule. Gene Ontology annotation, biological process: muscle structure development; regulation of translation. The record is from RefSeq and is marked validated. NCBI's taxonomy places the organism in Eukaryota, Metazoa, Chordata, Actinopteri, Cypriniformes, Danionidae. Gene Ontology annotation, molecular function: nucleic acid binding; mRNA binding; RNA binding.